Acinonyx jubatus (cheetah) is the source of this 1613-nucleotide messenger RNA. It is a transcript of the gene MID1IP1, whose product is annotated as MID1 interacting protein 1. The record is from RefSeq and is a predicted model, not a curated record. Gene Ontology annotation, biological process: regulation of lipid biosynthetic process. Gene Ontology annotation, cellular component: cytosol. Bases 3 to 554 code for a protein of 183 amino acids. Lineage: Eukaryota; Metazoa; Chordata; Mammalia; Carnivora; Felidae. The transcript has a single exon.
CCAUGAUGCAGAUCUGCGACACCUACAACCAGAAGCACUCGCUCUUUAAUGCCAUGAACCGCUUCAUCGGCGCGGUGAACAACAUGGACCAGACGGUGAUGGUUCCCAGCCUGCUGCGCGACGUGCCCCUGGCCGAACCCGGGCUGGACAACGAUGUCGGCGUGGAGGUGGGCGGCAGCGGCGAAUGCCUGGAGGAGCGCACGCCCCCGGCCCCCGGCCCGGGCAGCGCCAACGGCAGCUUUUUCGCGCCCUCCCGGGACAUGUACAGCCACUACGUGCUGCUCAAGUCCAUCCGCAACGAUAUCGAGUGGGGGGUCCUGCACCAGCCGCCACCGCCGGCAGGGAGUGAAGAGAGCAACGCCUGGAAGUCCAAGGACAUCCUGGUGGACCUGAGCCACCUAGAGGGCGCGGAAGCCGGCGAGGAGGACCUGGAACAGCAGUUCCACUACCACCUGCGCGGGCUGCACACUGUGCUUUCCAAACUCACGCGCAAAGCCAACAUCCUCACCAACAGAUACAAGCAGGAGAUCGGCUUCGGCAAUUGGGGCCACUGAGCCGGGACGCCCCCGCCUGUCCAGCACCCUUACCGGCCCCAUCUCUCACCCUCUUUCCCUCAAAGCUAUUUUCUUUCUGGCUGUAGGGCGCGAAGGGCGAUGGGCGGACUGCAAAGUUAGGCUGGGGGGGGGGGGAGGGGUGCUGCGUACUUGCAGGGGGCGCGGCGGGGCCGCCGAGAGGAAGGGGCCUCUUUGGGAAGUGGGGAAGAGAGUGGUGAUGGGAGGCAGGAUUGGGGGGUUCAAAGAUCGCCCCUCCCGCCAGUGGGUGGUGGGGGGGGGGGCUUGUGUUCUACGUUAGUGGGGAUGGGACUGGGCUGACGCCCUGCAUUCAGCCUGUGCCUUUCUUGGAGUUUCUUUUCUGUUCUUUCUGGAGGAGAGGAGUGGAGAAGGGGCCAUGCCGGGUGCGGCGCGGGGUUGCCACACUUGGGAGCGCCCGCCCGGAGCCGGGCGCUGGGGAAGGCGGGGCGCGCAGCCUCGUACCGCCCUGCCGUUGGGCUGGUGGAGGCCGCAGCGUUGCUAGGAUUGCAUCAGUUUUCCUGUUUGCACUAUUUCUUUCUGUAACAGUGGCCCUGUCUUAAAGUAUUUCAAAUCUCCUCCUAUUCUGAAACUUCGGCGAUUCCAUUGUGAUAAGCGCACAAACAGCACUGUCUGUCGGUAACCGGUACUACGAGAUUAAUGAUUUUCUGUUACACUGUAUAGUUGUCCUGUGGCACCCCUACCCCAUCCAUUCCAUGCCCUCCCCGCCCCCACCCCAGUGUGUGUAAGCUGGCACCGUGCCAGCUUGUACGAAGCUUGCCGCUCAGCCAGUGAAAAUAAUAAUGUUAUUAUGAGAAAGUGGACUUAUCCGAAAUGGAACCAUCUGACAUUCUAUCGUGCUGUACGUAGAAUGAUGAAGCGUUCCACUGUUGUUAUAUGUCUUAAAUUUAUUUAAAACUUUUUUUAAUCCAGAUGUAGACUAUAUUCUAAAAUAAAGCAAAUGUGUUAACGAAACUCGACAAAAGUUUGUUGCUUUUUCAUCUGCCCGUGAAUGGCCUAGUAGUGAAAUAAAAAUAAAUUCAA